Messenger RNA from Babesia bovis T2Bo, 733 nucleotides. Its product is annotated as Zinc finger C-x8-C-x5-C-x3-H type (and similar) family protein. The coding region runs from base 28 to 711 and encodes 227 amino acids. The record is from RefSeq and is a predicted model, not a curated record. The transcript has a single exon. NCBI's taxonomy places the organism in Eukaryota, Apicomplexa, Aconoidasida, Piroplasmida, Babesiidae. Gene Ontology annotation, molecular function: metal ion binding.
CAUAAAAUGUGAAAAUAGACAUAAUCAAUGAUGAAAAAACGGCGGAGAUCAGAUGAAGCAGUUGCAAGACAUCGCCAGAGAUAUAACAAAACAACAAGGCGUCGUAUAAUCAACGAUUGGGAAAUUCCAGAAAACAAGGAUUUAAACUGCCCUUCUCGUACUGUAUCGGACACGCCUAUAACAGAUCACCGUCCACUUUGCAAGUAUUACUAUCGCACAGGCUCGUGUUUGCAUGGCUCCGACUGUCGGUUUUCACACAAUUGCCUUCCCUUAACAUCGAAGGAAUUGAAAUUGUGCCGUUAUUUUCUCAUGGGCCCAACCAACUGCAAGUAUACGGCCGCUGAAUGCAAGUACUCCCAUGAACCUGGGCUAUUUCUUUGCCGUAACAAUAUAGUAAACGGGGAAUGUAACAAUCUUUUACGUUGCAAAUUUAAACAUAUUGACUCCGCAUCUAUUACCUCUUUAGACGAUGCGGAACGUCUGCAAUUUUGCUAUAAUAACAAGCGUUUUUUAACAGAAAUGCUAUUCAACCGGUCUACAGAGACGUAUAAAACGGCCAGUGACGUUGAUUCAGCCACGCCGGAGAUCACCGACGAGGUUGUAUCUCAUAUAUUGGCCCUCAAGGAUUCUUUCCUAUCAAAACAACCUUGGUACCUACAGUAUACGCACUUAUUAUUGGCGCGUGAUUAUGCAGAGGACAAAAAUGGUUGACUAAUAUUCAUUUUGCCCAUAA